CCUCCACCUCCACCCCAUCAUGGACGUGUACGACGACCUCGAGUUCCAGUGCCCGCAAUGCGACCGGUCCUUUGCCUCUGCGCAGGGCCUCACCCGCCACACGGCUGCCAAGCACGGCGAUGGGUCUGAUGUCACAGGCUCGGGCUCUGGUGCUGCACCUCGCCGCCGCUCUCGGAGGAACGGCCCCACCGGUGGCCCCUAUACUUGCGCCGAGUGCCCGCGCACCUUUGCCUCGCCCCGCGGCAUCAGCCGCCACUGCGAGGCUAAGGGCCACGCAGAGGGUCCCGUUCUCGACGUCGCCGAGCUUCCGCAGGCUGCUGCCUCGGGGGGCGCCCGUCGCUCGCGUGGCCGUCAGCAGGGCUCGGGCGGAUCGUACCUCUGUGCCGAGUGCGACCGUGGCUUUGCCACGGAGCAUGGCCUCUCGCGCCACCAGGAAGCCAAGGGCCAUGAGGGCAUGACCUUGACCCCGCAUGCCGCCCAGGCGCUCACCGUCUCCUGCGGCGCCUGCGGACGCUCCUUUGCCUCUGCCCGCGGCCUCGAGCGCCACUGCGAGGCCACUGGCCACGACGCCAGCGCCGACGGCGGCGCCAACGCUGACGCCCCUGUCGGCGCCUACGUCUGCUCAUGCGGUAAGGCCCUGGUCUCGUCCCGCGGCCUCGAGCGCCACCAGCAGGCCAAGGGCCACACGGGUGAGGGCGUGGCCGCCUUUGCCCCGGCCGUCGUCGACGACGGCGGCCCGUACGAGUGCCACGCUUGCGAGAAGGUCUGCGUCUCGGCCCGCGGCCUCGCCCGCCAUCUGCACGUCACCGGCCAUGCCGAUGAGCCUGCUGGCGGCGCUGCCUACGUCUGCGAGACCUGUGACCGCGUCUUUGGCUCGCGCCACGGCAUCAACCGCCACCACGGCGCUGUGGACCACGACGGAGUCAUCAUCCUCGACGACCGCGCUGCUGGCCUCCCCUGCCCCUCGUGCUACCGCAAGUUUGCCUCGCAGACCGCACUCGACAUCCACAUCGACGAGAAGCACGCCCCUUUCGAGAGCGGCAGCGCCGACGGUGAGAUUGUUGCCGAGUAACGACUUGUCUGAGCUUCCCAACCUCGCCCUCCCCACUGCCCCCUCACUUCUUUCUCCCCAAACGUAAACUGCGGGCCGUGUCAA
Molecule: messenger RNA, 1156 nt
Organism: Thecamonas trahens ATCC 50062
Lineage: Eukaryota; Apusomonadida; Apusomonadidae
Exons: 1
Coding region: 20-1072 (350 amino acids)
Biological process (GO): regulation of transcription by RNA polymerase II
Cellular component (GO): nucleus
Molecular function (GO): RNA polymerase II transcription regulatory region sequence-specific DNA binding; DNA-binding transcription factor activity, RNA polymerase II-specific
Source: RefSeq, a predicted model, not a curated record